Molecule: messenger RNA, 672 nt
Organism: Pipistrellus nathusii (Nathusius's pipistrelle)
Lineage: Eukaryota; Metazoa; Chordata; Mammalia; Chiroptera; Vespertilionidae
Source: the annotation of a GenBank genome assembly
AUGGCCGGGCCUGCCCGCGGGUCCGCGCGCGCGCUGCUCUUCGCCCUGCUGGCGCCGGCGCUGGCGGCCCUGCUGGCGCUGCUGGUGGCACCGGCGCGGGGCCGAGGCGGCCGGGGCCACGGGGACUGGGACGCCGCCGGGCGGCUGCCGCCGCUGCCGCCCCGCGAGGACGCGGCGCGCGUGGCCCGCUUCGUGACGCACGUCUGCGACUGGGGCGCGCUGGCCACCGUCUCCGCGCAGGAGCCCGUGCGCGGCUGGGCCUUCGCCGACGUCCUGUCGCUCAGCGAUGGGCCCCCGGGCGCGGGCAGCGGCGUGCCCUACUUCUACCUGAGCCCCAUGCAGCAGCUGGUGGGCAACCUGCAGGAGAAUCCGUACGCUACGCUCACCUUGUCUUUGGCGCAGACUAACUUCUGCAGGAAAAAUGGAUUUGACCCCCAAAACCCGCUCUGUGCUCACACCAUCCUGGCAGGGACUGUCACCAAGGUGAAUGAGACCGAGAUGGACAUCGCAAAGCAGUCGAUGUUCAUUCGGCACCCCGAGAUGAAAGACUGGCCUGCCAGCCACGACUGGUUCUUCGCCAAGCUGAACAUCACCAACAUCUGGGUCCUGGACUACUUCGGCGGGCCCAAAGUCGUGACGCCCGAGCAAUACUACAAUGUCACAUUUCAGUGA